Ruditapes philippinarum (Manila clam) is the source of this 2856-nucleotide messenger RNA. RefSeq lists its product as uncharacterized. Lineage: Eukaryota; Metazoa; Mollusca; Bivalvia; Venerida; Veneridae. The record is from RefSeq and is a predicted model, not a curated record. Gene Ontology annotation, molecular function: G protein-coupled receptor activity; protein binding. The transcript has 6 exons. Gene Ontology annotation, biological process: G protein-coupled receptor signaling pathway. Bases 1 to 1269 code for a protein of 422 amino acids. Gene Ontology annotation, cellular component: membrane.
AUGUUAAGAGUUUUAGAACCUGGAGCUUUCAACGGUCUGAAAAUCAAGUCACUUUCUAUAAACAAUGCCAAUAUUGAACGUUUAGACGCAAGAACAUUUGCAGGAUUAAAUCUUGAAAAUCUUGAUUUAGCAUCAAAUGGAAUAAAAGCUAUUGCCGACCUAACGUUUACUGAAUUGAUUUGUUCAAAGUAUAUUGAGGUAGACGAAUACUGGAGGAACAGUGCUUGGUGUCAUUUUGCCGGAGUUAUAGCAACAAUAUCAUCAGAAGCGAGCGUACUUUUCAUGUGCCUAAUAACAAUAGAUAGAGUUCUUGUUAUAAAAUUUCCCUUUGGACAGUACCGUUUCUCAACGUUAACAUCUACAGCAUCUGCAGCAGUCGCAUGGUUUUUAGCUGUUCUUAUUGCGCUUGUUCCUGUCUUACAUACCGACCAUUUCCAUAAUAAGUUCUACAGCAAAUCUGGCGUAUGUCUUGCAUUGCCGCUUACACGAGACAGACCACCUGGAUGGCUUUAUUCCGUUAUCAUUUUCAUUGGAUUCAAUAUGAUCACCUUUACACUUAUCUCCGCGGGUCAGCUGCUUAUCUACGCAGAGGUUCGCAAACAUAAUAUGUCAAAGAAACGUUUAAACAUGACCCGCAACAACGAGUUAACGGUGGCAAGAAAUCUUCUUCUGAUUGUUGGGACAGACUUUAUUUGUUGGUUUCCUAUUGGAUUAAUGGGUUUGCUGGCUUUAUCAGGGCACGUUAUUCCCGGAGAGAUGUAUGCUUGGACAGCGGUUCUUAUCCUGCCAAUUAACUCGGCGUUGAAUCCGUUCAUGUACACAUUCUCUGCUAUUAUCUCUGCAAAGAACAUUGCCUACUCAGCGACUGUUUCCUAUGAGGCGGAAGAUUGCGGAAAAGUAAUUAUGGACGUUCUGCCUUACUUUAUACAGAAGAUUCUCCGUUCUAGUAGAGCCUACAUCCUGGAGGAGGUUUUGCAAAAGAAAUCUUUCUCAGCCUUUGAAAUCGCAUACAUUAUCCAUAAUGUUACCAGUUACACAAAUAUAGUUCAUGAGAACGGACUUGUUUUCGACGGGCAAAUCACUGCAGAAAACAUUGUUGUGCAGCUUAACUCCGAUUCAAAGAUAUCAAGUAAAGCUACGAUAAUGGGAAUACCAUCUAUAUCAACAAAAAGAGCCAAAAAAAUUGGACACGCCCACGACGAUAUCUAUGAUGUUGGCAAACUUAUUGAGAGGCUUCUGAAGAAUGUCGUUAAUUCGAGAACAGAAUGAUGCUUAUACUUUUGGGAAGCUUAUUUCACAUUUUGUUUACGUUUUGAAAAUGAAGUGUUAUUAAAACGUUUGUUAUCAUUUUGUUUCCAAUAUCUCUUAAAGCUGCAUUAAAUAAAUUUUACAAAAAAAAAAAUAGAAAUAGCUACAUUUCGUUAAUUAAACGUGUUUGAUAUCGACUUUCUUUCUUAUUUUGGUGUCCAGACAACCAAAAUGAGUUUUGUAAGCCUACAAUUCUGCAACCUCAUUGACUACAAUUUCUAUUUGCAAGAGAAACUCCGCCUUUGUGUCAUCUGUAUAUCAAUAAAAAUUGAACAUUUUUAAGUUGCAGUCCGAAUUUAACCGUAUAUUUCCGCAUUAUAUUACGGAUACUUUCAUACAAAAUCCUAUCUUUUUAUGAGUAGAGAUUACUUUUUUUGCUAAUGCACCGCGAAACUAAAACAGUAAAUGUUUGUUUGCACAAGAAAAGCUCAUCUUUGCUGUGAUCCACAUAGUAACAAUUGAUUUUAUCACUGAGACGUAGCGCAUACACGUGCUAAUUAUAAGUCUUCAUUUGCAUGUAAAUAUUUGCCUACAAAAUUUAGUGAUACCGCGGGGUUUUCUUUUUAAAAUCAUAACUAAUGAACAAUAUUAAAUGAGAUGUACAACAAUGCUGUUAAAAACGUGAACAAAACUAUAGAAUGUUUGGUUUUUAAGCCGGCGGAAAAAUAUGUUUGCGUAUUUAUCUAAUGCAGCUUUAAAGCGAACGUAGAUCAAAUUUUACUACCUGUUUACAUGUUCACUUUAUUUUGUCAAGAUUAGAUAUUGUUCUUGCGGUUAUAUAGCUUGUUUAUCGAAUGAAAUGAUAAAUACAUGGUAUGAGGCUUACUGACAGUUUGCUGAUGAAUGUCCAUGUGUUGAAAAUGAUAUGAUUUUCAUUCGAAAACUGCAUACAUUUUGUCUCUUGAAGCAAACGAGGAUUUUCUAUCAAACUGCAUUGUACAUUGUGACGUCAUUGGCUACAAUUCGGUAUUGUUCUUGUGCCUAAGUACUUAGUGUUAUAAAAUGAGUAUAAUUAUAUACCCAUGCAUUCAACGCAGAUGAAUGUGAAAAAAUGUGUUGUUAUAUAGUAAAUGUGUAACAGUAUUGUGUAUGAGUGUUUAUUCACAAUUAUGACAAUUUGUUUAUUAUGCUUUGAUUAUUAUGAGUAUAUGAUAGGAACAAGGCCUCGUGUUCACAAAGAAACAAACAAGAUAGAAAGUGCGAGAUUUUGUUUUGCCAUAUAAAAACUUGUUUUGAUUACAGUAGACAGAUUUACUUUGGUACAGAUUCAAAUUGAUAAAGUAUGCUGAAUUGCAUUAAACUUACUCAAAUUCUGUGUAAUGAAAUACAAUUUAAUAGUUGAAUUAUCAAAGUAAGUUUCAUUCUUUUGGGUCAACUUUUCAACAAAAAUGAAUAAUAGUAAAUAAAUAAAAAGUAAAAUAGAAAUAAAUAUUGUUAAAAAAAUAUCUAAGAAACGUUUCUUAAAAAAACAUCAUCUUGUGUUAUUUCAAUCUCUUAAUUGGUAAAAAUGCAAAAAAAUGAAAUUUUUAAAAACGCAUUUUCAUUCAU